AUGUGGAUCGGCUGGUGGCUCUGGCCCCUCGUGGCCCUCUGCACCGGAGACCAGUUCCGGGAUGAGGCUGAGAGAAUCAUGCGGGGCACACCUGUCAUCGACGGGCACAACGACCUUCCCUGGCAGCUGCUAACCAUGUUCAACAACCAGCUCCAGCAAGAGAAGGCCAACCUGACGAGCCUCGCCCAAACACACACCAACAUCCCCAAGCUGAAGGCUGGCUUUGUAGGGGGCCAGUUCUGGUCUGCAUACACCCCUUGCGACACCCAGAACAAAGAUGCUGUGAGGAGGAUACUGGAGCAGAUCGAUGUCAUCCACCGCAUGUGCCAGAUGUACCCUGAGACCUUUGUGUGCGUCACCACCAGCACAGGCAUCCGGCAGGCCUUCCGGGAGGGGCGCGUAGCCAGUCUGGUUGGCGUGGAGGGCGGCCACUCCAUAGACAGCAGCCUGGGCGUCCUGCGGGCACUCUACCACCUGGGCAUGCGGUACCUGACCCUCACUCACAGCUGCAACACGCCCUGGGCUGACAACUGGCUGGUGGACACAGGAAAGGACAAGGCCCAGAGCAAAGGCCUGUCAGACUUUGGCCAGAGCGUGGUGAAGGAGAUGAACCGGCUGGGGGUCAUCAUUGACUUGGCCCACACAUCCGUGGCCACCAUGAAGGCGGCCCUGCGUCUGUCCAAGGCUCCCGUCGUCUUCAGCCACUCCUCAGCCUACAGCCUGUGCCGGCACCAGCGCAAUGUGCCCGACGAUGUGCUCCAGCUGGUGAACCAGACAGGCAGCCUGGUGAUGGUGAAUUUCUACAACAAAUAUGUUUCCUGCCAAGAGGAGGCGACCCUGUCCCAGGUAGCAGACCAUCUGGACCACAUCAAGAAGGUGGCGGGAGCCGGAGCCGUGGGCUUUGGUGGGGACUUUGACGGUGUUUCAAGGGUCCCCUCGGGGCUUGAGGACGUGUCCAAGUACCCAGACCUGGUGGCCGAGCUGCUCAGAAGGCAGUGGACAGAGGUGGAGGUCAGGGGCGCCCUGGCCGACAACCUGCUCAGGGUCUUCGAGGCAGUGGAACAGGUGAGCGAUCACACGCAAACUCCUGAGGAGGAGCCCAUCCCACUGGACAAGCUGGAGGAUUCCUGCAGGACCAAGUAUGGCUACUCAGAGGCCCCCAGCUUCCACCACCGGCCAGGGGCCCUGCUGGCCUCCCUCACCACCAUCCUCCUCGGCCUGAGUCUUCUUUGAUGCUCUGGGACCUGGACCUCCUGGGUCCCUACAGCUCUGGGGAGACUGUGGCCAACAGAGCAGGGAGAUUCCAGGAUGCUGCUCCCCACGCACAAGGCCUGGCCUCUCCUGAGCAGGUACCUGGGCUCACUUGAGGGCAGUAGGCUGUGGGCAGUGCCAGACACAGACACACAGCGGACCGUCAAUAAAGGCAACAACCCUU
Messenger RNA from Odobenus rosmarus divergens (Pacific walrus), 1435 nucleotides. RefSeq names its product dipeptidase 1 (renal) (gene DPEP1). Bases 1 to 1233 code for a protein of 410 amino acids. The record is from RefSeq and is a predicted model, not a curated record. The transcript is spliced from 10 exons. Gene Ontology annotation, molecular function: metallodipeptidase activity. Gene Ontology annotation, biological process: proteolysis. Lineage: Eukaryota; Metazoa; Chordata; Mammalia; Carnivora; Odobenidae.